Messenger RNA from Dermacentor albipictus, 951 nucleotides. RefSeq lists its product as uncharacterized. The record is from RefSeq and is a predicted model, not a curated record. NCBI's taxonomy places the organism in Eukaryota, Metazoa, Arthropoda, Arachnida, Ixodida, Ixodidae.
AUGGAACGGCUCAAACUGAAAAGAAGUGCAUUGAGAGCUCAAGUCACUAAACUGAUUUCUGAAGCGGACUUGUUCUUGGAGAGUCAUGCAGACGAAGGAGCUCUUAAUGUAUUGUCUACGAGGCUUAGCGCCCUCCAAAUACAGCUAAACGAGGUGGACGCCGCCAUCGAGCCCUUAGUACAAGACCAAGACGCAGAGCUAAAUUAUGUGCGGACCAUAGAAUACAACGACCGUAUCGUCGCACACAUGGCAAAACUCCGCCAAGAAGCAGAAAGAGACCUGCUAACAAAACAAGCAGAAAUGGCGGCGACGCGGGCGCAGACCGACGGCCCUCCGGUGGGGGCAAAGUGCAAAGUGAAACUGCCGAAGCUCGAGUUACAACGAUUUAGCGGCGCCGCCACGGAGUGGCAGUCCUUCUGGGAGCAGUUCGAGCAAGCGGUGCACGGAAACGACGGCCUCUCCAACGUAGAGAAGUUUCUGUACUUGCGAUCGGUGCUUUCGGGAAAAGCCGCAGCGGCCAUUGCCGGCAUUCAAGUGACUGGGGCAAAUUACACCACUGUCAUCGAACUUCUGAAAGAACGCUUUGGUCGACGAGACGUGCUGAUUCAAGAACACCUGACUCAGUUACUCGAAUUGCCACCGGUACAGAACGAAAAGGAGCACAUCGGCCUACGUCGACUCUAUGACCACCUGCAACGCCAUAUCGCUGGUCUCACGGCGCUCGGUGUCAAGACAGACAGUUACGGCGCCCUACUCUCCUCCGCACUCCUACGAAUGCUGCCAACCGAUCUUGUUGUCGAAUACUAUAAGGGACUUUCCGCUGCAAGCAAAGAUGACGCGAUCAGCAUCAAGAGUUUGCAAGCUUUUCUUAAAACAGAAGUAGAGAGCCGGGAAAAGGCACUGCAAGCUGGUAAUCUCGCAGCCAGAGAAUCAAAACAUCGAGACAAAUAA